Messenger RNA from Aspergillus affinis, 963 nucleotides. RefSeq names its product DUF3431 domain-containing protein. The transcript is spliced from 3 exons. NCBI's taxonomy places the organism in Eukaryota, Fungi, Ascomycota, Eurotiomycetes, Eurotiales, Aspergillaceae. The coding region runs from base 1 to 963 and encodes 320 amino acids. The record is from RefSeq and is a predicted model, not a curated record.
AUGCGGUCAAUCGAGCGUCUGGGCGCCGCAAUUUGCGUUCUUCUGACGAUGUUAUGGAUCAUGAGCGAGUUGAGGACAAUACAGAUUCGAUGGCAGGACUAUCUAUCCAGUCGUGGGCCAAGUCUCGUGCCUUCUAAGGGGACUCCCACACGAUUACAUACCUCUUCCACUGGUCAUAGACGUCCCUCGAUAUCUGAUCUUUCGCCGUCGCGCGGAGAAAAAAUUGGUUCAUUACAAAUAACCAUUGACGAGGUGGCCAGCACGGAUAUUAUGGCAAUGGAUCGCAUCAUCGUCGUUGGGAAAAUGAAACACGAACAGACGGAAUGGAUUGCAAAAGAGCUGCCCGAAUGGCGACGUGCAGUCUACACCGUCGACGAUCCCACAGCACCCCUCCGAGUAACCAAAAACAAAGGAAAAGAAGCCAAUGUAUAUCUCCGAUACAUCAUCGACCACUACCACAACCUCCCAUCGAUCAUCGUAUUCCUCCACAGCCACCGCGACGGCUGGCCCGAAGCAUGGCAUACCGAGUUCGAAGAACACAGCAACGUGAACACCAUCCAGCUCCUCCAAACAGAUUUCGUCCAACAGAACGGCUACACCAACUUACGCUGUAACCACAAUCCCGGCUGUCCGGAUGAAAUCCGCCCAUUCCGUGAACCCAGAGACGAGUCGCGAUUAUCCGAGAUCGCAUUCGCCGAUGCAUGGAAGGCACUUUUUAAUAGCACUGAUGUUCCGGGAAUCGUCGCUUCGCCGUGCUGUGCGCAGUUCGCCGUGUCGAGGGACCAGGUGCUAAAGCGUCCGCUUGCUAGUUAUGUGCGCUAUCACCGGUGGCUCAUGGAUACGAAUUUACCGGAUGAUAUCAGUGGGAGGGUGAUGGAGUAUAUGUGGCAUGUCAUCUUCGGGCAGGAUCCCGUUCAUUGUCCAGAUAUGGAUCAAUGCUUUCAAGAUGUAUAUGGAAUUUAA